AUGGAUGUAGUUACAGAAGAACAAGCUGCAUUCAGAGAGGAGAUGGACUCUGUCAAAAGCAAGAUCGAGCAGAUCUUUGAGGCUAUACAAGCUCUGGCUAGAAGGGAAGAAGAGGCUCGUGUUGCUGCUGCUGCAAGGAACGAUGCUCUAGUUCAAGGGGUUGCUCUUCAGUCAGGACCUUCAGUUCCUAUUCCAAAUCCCGUUAUCUACGGUCUUCCUCCAGGCUUUGUUCCACCGCUUGAAAGAACUCAUGUGCCUCCACCUGCGCAUACUUCUGGAGUAGUUGAUGGAGUCGCUGCGCAAGGACCACUGGUAGUCAAUCAAGUGGUCAUUCCCCGUACUGAUGAGGAGCUCCAAGACGAGUUUGAAAUGCAGAAUUACAAUGGAGCUACUCCAGUGGUCAUCCCUACUGCUGCCCAAGAUUCCGAGGCUAUCUUGAUGUGCCGUGCUCUGGCCAAAAAGCUAAGAAUCUUGGAAGGACAUAACUCAACCCGAUUGAGUGCCUUAGAGAUGUGUCUGGUCCCAGACGUGGGCCAAUAUUACGAAAGAUUGAUCAGUAGUGUGUCCACAGGAUUUUCUGACAUGGUGAUCGUGGGAGAAAGAGUAGAAGAAGGACUGAAAAGUGGUAAAAUCCAGGGAGGUUCCAGCAGUCAACCAAUCUUGAAGAAGCCUUUCAACGGAUUCAAGAGGAAGGAGGGUGAGACUAGUGCCAUUUCUUCUCAGAGGAGGGUACCACCCAGGGCUCCUGCUCCUCUGCCUUAUUAUCAGUACCCUUACGUAGCAGCUGCUCAAUAUCCAACCAUGCCUUAUCGUCCAAUUGCUCAUGUUCCUAUUCCAGCUCCGAUACCUCACUAUCAAGUUCCAGUUCCUCAAUAUCAAGCUCCACAACCUCAAUUCCAGGCUCCUCCACCUCAACAUCAACAGAGAAAUCAACCACGUCCAGUUCAGCAACAACGACCAAAUCAACAGAGGCCAUAUCAACAGUACAAUAAUGUUAAUACCACUCCUAUCCCAAUGAGUUACACUCAAUUGCUACCGUAUCUGAUUCAGAAUGGGACUGUCGUGCCAAGGGAAUUACCUCCAAUGCCAAAGCCGCAUAAGCCUUGGUAUGAUGAGAAUGCUAGAUGUGCCUUUCAUGCUAAUUCAGAGGGUCAUACAACAGAGAAUUGCAAGGUGUUCAAGCUUCAGGUCCAAGAGUUGAUAGAUCAGAAAAUUUUGUCUUUUGCUGAUGUUCCAAAUGUGGGGAACAAUCCUUUGCCUAAACAUGAUAGUUCAAGUGUCAAUGCUAUAGAAAGUUCAACUGAUGAUGGAUUGAUAAAGGAUGUGUUCAAGUUGAAGACUCUUUUAACAGUGGUCCAUGCUAGAUUGAUGGAAGCAGAAUUGAUGAAUGGAGUACAUGAUAGUUGUGUGGUAUGUUCGUCCAACCCUGAUCAAUGUGGUGAAUUCAAAAGUUAUCUUCAACGUUUGAUGGAUCAACGGGUUAUUCAGUUCACUAGAGAAAAGAUUGAUGAAGAUGUUGCUGUGGUUGUGCCUGUGUUUGAUCAAGAGAGGCUUCCCAAGCCUUUUGUGGUCCCUUAUCAGAGAAAUGUUGACCUAGAGCCAGUGAAGAAGAUUGAGCCCAUGGUUAUCCAUGUUCCCGCUCCAUUCUCAUUUGAUAGUACCAAAGCCGUGCCUUGGAACUAUGAGCCUGUAGUUUAUGUGGGUAACAAACCAGUAAUCUUGAAAGAGCCAGAUGUGACUAACAUCGCUGGAGCUAGUGGUGUGACUCGAAGUGGAAGGGUUUUCGCUCCUGAAGUAAUCCCAAACAAAGAAAGUGCACCAACAGUUGAACCAACGAAGGGGAAAGAGGUGAAUCCUCCAGAAGCAGGAGAAGGCUCAUCUAAGAAAGCAGUGACUGUUGAAGAGGAUAGAGAAUUCUUAAAGAUCAUCAAGAAGACUUAUGUGGCAGAAGAUAUCAGUGUUAUUCAGUUUGAUAAUAUGGUUGCUAAUCUCAAUGCUAGUAGUUGUUUGAUGUUCACUGAUGAUGAUUUACCCCCUAAUGGGCGAGAACAUAAUAUGGCGCUUCAUAUCUCCAUUCAGUGUACAGAUGUCACUUUGGCUCGAGUACUGGUAGAUACAGGUAGACCUUGGAUCAGUGCUGCUGGAGCUGUCACCUCGACACUUCACCAGAAGCUGAAGUUUGUUACUUCUGGUAAGCUGGUAUCAGUAUCUGGAGAGGAAGAUAUUUUCGUCAGCCAUUUGACUUCUUUCAGAUACAUUGAAGUAGGUGAAGACAUUGUUGAAACUCCUCUCCAAGCCCUUGAAGUGGUCAAUGUGGUCCAGACUAAGCCGAAACUGGUUGAAGCACCCAAGAGGGUCAUGUCCUCGUGGAAGAGUGUGAAAUCUGCAAUUGAAGCUGGUUGCCCUGGAAGUUGGGGCACAUUGAUUGAAUUACCAGAGAAGAAAGACAAGUGUGGAUUAGGAUAUCAGCCGUCUAUUGAACUUUUCAAAGAUCAGAAGAUACAUCAGGGGAAGGUUCCUAGCAUCCAGGAAAUAUUCUUCAAAGCUGGUUUCCGAAGUGAUGAUCAAGUGAAUGCUCUUGAAGAUGAAGAUCCAGAUUUGUCCAAGAUGGUGUUUCGUGGACCUUCGGAUGCUGCUCUCACUAACUGGAAGGCAACAGAUGUUCCGGAUAUAGUUUCUUGUUCAAAGUAA
Molecule: messenger RNA, 2691 nt
Organism: Lathyrus oleraceus (garden pea)
Lineage: Eukaryota; Viridiplantae; Streptophyta; Magnoliopsida; Fabales; Fabaceae
Exons: 4
Coding region: 1-2691 (896 amino acids)
Source: RefSeq, a predicted model, not a curated record